CCAAAACUAAACUCUUUCCUUUGGUUUCGUUUUCAAAUAAAUGACCUGACUGCAGAAAGAUGCAGUCUACGAUCACAGCGGUUGCUGAUGGAGUCUGACCAUGGAUGAGGAGGUUGACCCUGACAACGAAAACGUGAACUCCGUCUUGGCUCAGGAAUCCUCAGAACUGCUCCGAAUAAUUAGCGGUCAGACACCUGCGGUAAUAAUGAAGUUGUGCGAAAUGAUGCCAAGUGAGAGACGUUGGGACAUGGUCCUGGGCCCCGGCAGCUCCUCGGCAACACACCACAUCGAAGCCAUGUUGAAGUACUAUAUUAGGGCCAAAGCUGCAGAUUGCUGCAGCUUCCUUCAGAGCGUGUGUAUCUUGUGUGAGAACAUCCCUAUGCAUCUGGAGUCGAGGCUCAUGUCAGUGGCUGGAAAUGCAAAUAAUGAUUGUGAAAAUUCCAGUCCCAGUGUAACGGAUGGCAAGACAUCUUCGCCGCUUUCAGAGAAGCAGCUCAUCAAACGCCCACGGAUUGAUCACUGGGAACGGUACAUUGCUGCAGUGAUGCGGUUACUGCAGCAAAGGUGGAAGCGACUCAGUGAGCGCCUGGUGAGGGACGUCCAGCUGGAGAGUGUGUGGGUCAGCCUGAGAACGCCAAACAGAGGGAGGGACAGACCUGAUCAAACCCCUGGAUCAGCAGAAAAAGGGGGAAGAACACCAGAGCCCGAUGGGGAUUAUGGCUUCAUGGAUUCCAGAGUGACAUUGGAGACCUUCCUUAAGGGAUGUGCAGGGAAGGUGACAAUUCUUGUCGGCCCGGCUGGAUCAGGAAAAACUCUGCUGAUGUCUUGUCUAGGACAGCAGUGGGCACAACGGCUAGCCCCAAUCCCUUCGUCUCACCUGUUUGUCCUGCUGGAGUUUCGUCAUCUCAACCUGCUGUCCUGCCCUCUCUCCUUGUCUGAGCUGCUAUUCCGACACUACCUCCCUCUGAAAGGAUGCAACGAAGCAAAGAGAGCCAUUAUGGAUUACCUCAUCUCCAAUCCAGAGCAAAGCUGUUGGGUGCUGGAUGGCUAUGACGAGUUUCACAGCAAAAUCACCAAACAAGAGUUGCACGGAGAGCCGUUGGACGCAGACAAGUCUCUGCCUGUUUCAGACCUGGUCUCAGGGCUGUUAAAUCGUCAGCUUCUUCCAGGAUGUACCGUGGUGGUCACCUGUCGUGCACAAAAUGUCAGCGAUUUGGAAGGCUUAUCCGACAAAGUGGGGCAUCUGCUGGGGUGGGACCGCCAUGAAAUCAAGGAGUAUGUGGACAAUUUCUUUGGAUUAAAAGGUCACUCAUCACACAAAGCUAUCGGGCCGCAAGCAGCAGAUCUUCUUCUUUCCAGCCGACACCUCCUCGCCAUGUCGUCCCUCCCUGGCCUCUGCAACACCUGCUGCAUCUGUUUGGAGUAUUUAUUAUUGGAAGCGAGGGAACCAAGUAAAAGAGAGAUACAUAGAGACAGUGGAACUGAGGCAAGGAGAAACGCAGAAAGCAAUGAAGAAAAAGAAGUGCACAUUCCAGGAGGAGGAAGAGGGGAAGAGGGCAGGAGAGGAGAGAGUUAUGGUCCGAGGGGAGAUCAAAGAAGAGGAAAUGACGACAUAUUGACAGAGGGAACGAAUGGUAGAGCCCAGCCAACUCCAACAGAAGCCCAGAUACCCCCCACCCUUACCCAGAUCUACCUCACUGUGCUCUGUGCAUUCCUCAGCCGUGACCCUGACGCAACAGAGAGCAACGAAGGGUCAAAGGCCACGUCAAUUCCACAGAGUGUUGUGUGCACUCUGGGUCGGUACCGAUCUGAGUUGUGUGAGCUGAGCCAGCUGGCCUGGAGAGGCGUAGAGGAGAGCAGGAUCCUCUUUAUGAAAGAAGAAAUUUCUCCGGAGGUUUUGGACUUUUCUAUCAGGACAGGACUCUUCUCACAGGUGGAGCUCAGACGUGAGGAUGGUGGGCUUGUCAACUCCUACUGCUUCAAUCAUCUGACAUUACAGGAGUUUAUGGCAGCACUCAGAAUCAUGACCAGUGCUGAUGUUAGCGACACGCAGCUUAAAAAGAGAUUCAGUCUUAAAACUCGUUGGAUGACAAAAACAGACCAGAGGACAGUCUUUACUGACUCCCUGCACCAGUAUGUAUGUGGUCUGGCUUCCCCGUGCUGCACUGAAGCCUUAGUUGAAGUUGCCAGGACCUCUGGUGGAUCAGGAGGCCAGAGUUGGGUCCAAAAGCGUCAAAACCUCGUUCUGAAACUGCUAAAACACUUUUGUCAAAGCAACACCCUGACUGGACCAAAGAUAUUGGACCUUUGCCACUGUGUCCAAGAGAGUCAGGACCACCAACUGGCUAAGCAGGCUGUGGAUGGGAGAUCCACCCUGGAGCUGCGCAACAUCCGGCUAUUACCUACUGAUAUUGAUGCUUUAGCUUUUGUAGUUAGCUCAGCAGGGGAUAAUGGCAUUGGAUUGGACUUUGGAGCUUGCUCAAUGGAGUUGGAGUGUUUCGAUGUCCUGCCAAGGUGUCAGUACAUUCACUCCCUCAGUUUCCGCAGCCGCAAGUAUGGAGACAAGUUUGCUGAGAAGUUGUCGUCCAUUCUGCCAAAUUUCACAACCCUGAGAAAACUGGAGUUUUGUUGUGCCAGUCUGACUGCCACAGGAGCGGCUAGUUUGGUCUCUGCUCUCCAAGACUGUCCAGACAUCACUGAAAUCAAUCUGAGCGACAACAAUCUUAAAGACAAGGGAAUCAAACAUGUAGCUGAUAUAUUUCCUAAAGCACUAGGACUGAUCUCUGUAAAGCUGGGUCGAAACAACAGCUCUCUGGAAGCAGUGGACUAUCUCAUCGACAAAAUGUCUUCAUGUUUGAACUUCCAGAACUUUAACGCAGAUGGGAUGAAGGAAUUGACAGUAACUUUCUCCCAAACCUCAGAUUUGAACAGCCAUAAAACUAAGUCUGAACCGACAAUCAGCUUGUUGAACCAGAAAUGGUGCAAGACUAAGAUGCAAAAACUUGCAAAUUCAUUGGCCCGUUGCCCUGCCUUGUCUGUCCUGGAUAUAUCUGGAGGCCAUUUGGAUGUUGAAACUCUGAGGAUGCUGACUAAGUUUGUUCCAAAGUUCAAAGUCACCAAAAAGAUCAUUGCCGAUGACUGCUGCUCUUCAGUGGAGGGUUUAGUGGUUCUGACUGCUCUGCUGUCUGACUGUCCUGCUGUGGUGGAGCUUUCUAUCAGGCUACAGAGUCCUGUCCAGGUGUCCAUUGUUUUUUCUGGAGGGAGAGAAAAAGCUGCGAAUGAAAAGUCUAAAAUCCUCUGUCUCAGCUGCUGUGAUCUGCUGCCGGCUCAUCUGGAAAAAGUGUGGAGAAGUUUGGGGGCGUCGUCUGAUCUAACUUCGCUGGAUCUGUCCAGCAACUGUUUAGGCAAAAAGGGUCUGAAGAUACUGUUGGAGGUCCUGCCUCGUCUUGGUAGCAUCCAGGAAGUGAACGCCAGUAACAAUGGGAUUGGCAGGGAAGGAGUGGCACUGCUGGCUGGUGCUUUGUCCUGGCAUAACAAUUUAACACAAAUACACAUCAGUGGCGGAGACAGAGAGCAGGUGAUCCUGAAGUUCUGCCCUGACAAAAGGAAGGACAAACAGCACCUAAAGAUGUUCAGGAUAAACAACAGCAGCCUCCUGCCAUCCAAUGUAACAACGCUCUGCAGACAAUUAGCGUAUUGUCGCUCUCAUUUGGAGUUAGAUUUGUCUCAGAGCUCAUUGACAGACGAGGCUAUAGAGAAUCUGCUGAAGCGUCUGCCCAAGAUGACGUCACUGCAGAGACUCAAUGUGAGCCACAGCAUCAUGUCCACAUCUGGAGCAGUGAUGUUGGUCAGAUGUUUGAACGUCAGUCAGCGGGUCACGUCAGUGGAGCUCAGGCCUCAGAGUGAAUCCUUCAUCUGUUUUGGCAUUGUGAAAGCAGAAGAAGCCAGCUGCAGGUUAACUCAUUGUAACCUGAAAGGUGAUGAGUUGGAGAGACUGCUCGAGAUCCUACAGCGGGGUCCCCACCUGUCCAACCUGAAUUUAUCAAGUAACCAACUGGGAGAUGAAGGAGUGAAGCGCUUUCUGGAUUCCCUACAAACGCUUAAAAUCACCAGCUAUGUGAAUUUGAGCAGCAAUGGCCUGACUCAGCAGGGCGUGUUGAAUGUGGCCAGCGCUCUGUGCACCUGUAACCACGUCAGCGGUGGGGAAGUCAGUUUGGGAGCAGAGCAGAAGUGUCUCAUCUGGUUCACUCAAUGUGAAGGCUGUGUGAAAACGCUGAGCGUCAGAGAGAGCUGUUUGGAGCAUGACCAUCUGAUCAGAUUAGCAGAGAUCGUGUCUAUCUGUCCCAGUCCGAUCAAACUGGAGUUCAAGAACAAUAUGCUGGACUCUGAUUGGAUAGCAGAUUUUGUGAAACUGUUAAACAGCAGUCAGAGAGGAGUCAGUGUCAGUAUUGAGGAAUAUUGGAUCAGAUCUGAGGAGGCUGUUAGUUUGCUGUGUCGCUGUCUGGAGCUCAGCAGCAACAUACACACUAUCAGGGUUAACAACACUACGCUACACCUGUCUUUGAUGAAAUCCACUGAACUCAGUGAGGACUCUGCAGAUCUGAAUCCAUCCAUGGCCACAAAGAAAAUAAGCCUCGUGGACUGUGCAGUGGAGGGGCACCACCUUGCAUCUAUGGAGAGUAUAAUCACCAAGUGUUCUUCACUGACAGAGCUGGAUUUGUCCCACAACAGCCUGGGUGCAGAGGGAGCUGAGUUUCUCUGUUCUGUCCUGCCCUUGCUGCCAAAUCUCACUUCUCUCAGUAUUGGUUCCAAAGAGACUUGUGUGACUGUGGUUGAGAAGCUGUCAGAGGCCUUGCUGCAGGCUAAAGCCAUUCAGUGUUUAAAUCUAUCAGGUCAUGUGAUAAGUGACUCAGCAGCCCAUGUUAUGACCAGAAUCUUGCCCACUUUGAGAUCACUCAACCUCUCUCACUGUGAGUGGUCGGCGGCAGGAGGGCUGCAGCUCCUCGAGGGACUGGGAGAGAGUGUCCGCCUGGAAGGCCUUUGUCUGGACUCCGUGCAGCUGAAUGAGGAAAGCCGAGUGGGUCUGGCACACGUACUGAGGAAUAUCAAGUCCAUCCGAAGUCUCAAGCUCAAUAAGACGGCCACAGCAACAGGACCAUCAAAAGAAAACGAAGUGCUACAUCUCCUAGCUGCCACAGAGGGACUAACACUAAUGGAGGAGAUAGAGUUGAAUGGCUGGAGGAUGGCUGACAGAGGAAUAGAGCAGCUUAGCAGAUUUCUUCCAGCCUGGACGGAGCUCAGGAAGAUCAGUCUGUCAAAGAACCUUAUCAGCGACCAAUCAGGAGACCAGCUACUGGAGGCUUUGAACAGAUGUAGUCACCUGGAAGAGCUCCAUCUGUCUAGCAACAGUCUCGGAGAUCUCACCGCUGCCAGGAUGGCCCUGGUUCUACCGUCACUGACACACAUCACUGUGUUGGAUAUUGCAGAGAACAAGAUUGGAGAGGAAGGGUCAGUGAAUCUGGCCAAAGCAGUAAUGUGCUUGAAGAACCUCACUAAGCUUCAACUGACCUCUGUUGGGACUUCGGAGCUGUGUGAUGUUGCUGCCAGUCUGGCCCACUGUCCCCUCAUACAGGAUGUGGGUAUGGGAUGGAAUAAUUGUGGUGAUAAGGUGGCAGAGGAGCUGGCCAGAGUUAUGCCUCUCUGCCAGAAGCUGACCAGAAUUGACCUGGAGUCGAACACUGUGAGUGCUUUUGGAGCAGAGGCCCUGGUCAGAGCCUUACAGUCGUGUCCUGCGUUGCAGCUCAUCAGGCUGUGGAGGAACAAAGUCCCCAUCAGUGUAGCCAAGAGUCUCAGUCAGAGGGACAGGAGGCUGAAUUUCUCCUCCACCUGAUGUCAUCUGUAAUGUCGGAUGGUGGCAGUGACGGGGAGAAGUUACAUUCCUAUUUACCAGAAUCUGCAGAUGUGAAUCACUGCUCCAGCUCCAGCAACAAAGGGUUUCAAAUCUGUUUCCCUGCAUAACGAUAAUUGAUAUCAUAGGACAUUAUGGAUUUGUGUUUGAAAAUUAUAAGAUCCUCUCUAGGGAACAAAGUACAAAGUACCGGUACAUAUGUUUUAAGGAAUUAUUAUUUUAGGAAAAUGCUGCACUUUUUGGCCUCUAGUUUCAUGAUUGGGGUAAUCCAUUGACUGUGACAUUGUCAAUGGUCCAGUGUUUUUCUAUGAAAUAACACCAGAGUGUUAAACUUGAACAAGUACACCACAACAUGUGACUAUGUACAGUACUGUACUGAUAUUAUAUUGUUCAUAUACUCACUGUUCAAGUAACUACAACAGCAUGUGAACAGUAUUAAUACAAUACAGACAAUGAGAAAUAUACUAAUCAUUCAAUGAGUCAGUAACCUCAAGGUACCUAUAGCGGUUUAUAGGAAUAAUCAUCAAACUAUAGAAAUAAGUGAACUAUUGCACCGGAAAUUCAUAAUGUCUUUGCCCAAAGGAUAUGUUGAAAAAAUGCAAUUAAUUCUAAUUUCAGUCGUAUAAAACACAUUUUCUUUUCAUUUUUAAGACAAACUGUGUGUUCAUGGCUGUCGACUGGAUGUAGUGGAGUGAAGUUUUACAGAUCUCAAAGUUCUGUUCUGAAAGUUCUGAAGCUAGAGGCUGUAAUAUUUCCAGUAAGUUUCAUGUGAGAAAAUAACUACUGAAGACUUUGAAACACUGAGUCACUUUGCAAUGUAAUGUGUUUACCAUAAUUAGACACCACAUUACUGAAAACACAACAUAUCAUAAACUCACAGUAAAGGAAGAGACGAAAGAGAGGAAGAGUCUUUGUCGUCUACUCCAGUGGUCAUUUAAGGUUGUGGUCUCUAUCAGAAUUGCGUAUUUAUUUCUGCUAUUAUCAUGGAAUGUUAAUUUUUUUUUACAACAUUUAAUUUAGGCUGAUGAUAAUUGUAUUGAACAAGAAGUUUGAUGCGCCACUCAGGAUAACCAAUGAACUGCUGUCAUUGUUGUGCUGAUAAUGUUGUAAUAAUUCUGAAAAAAAUGCAGCUCAUUCCUAUUUGUAUUGUACUUUCUACAGUUCAUUCAGUUUCAUUUGAAAGUGGUGGACAGGGAUUUCCUGUGGUUUAAAUAUUGUUUUGCUUUUUAAGAUUUGUGAUGACGUUUGCCAUGACAAAAUGCCUCUAUUUAAUUCACUCUGACUUGCACUGAAAUAUCAAUUAAGAUUAAAAAACUAAAACUAAACACUAA
Trematomus bernacchii (emerald rockcod) is the source of this 7239-nucleotide messenger RNA. RefSeq names its product NLR family, CARD domain containing 5 (gene nlrc5). NCBI's taxonomy places the organism in Eukaryota, Metazoa, Chordata, Actinopteri, Perciformes, Nototheniidae. The record is from RefSeq and is a predicted model, not a curated record. Gene Ontology annotation, biological process: positive regulation of transcription by RNA polymerase II; inflammatory response; positive regulation of MHC class I biosynthetic process. Gene Ontology annotation, molecular function: protein binding.